AUGGAUCAGAGUGAGGACACAGAGGAGGGAGCUCUUCCCUCUAAAAUCUCUCUGUGUGAGGAACAUGAAGCUCUGAGGAUGAAGAAGCAGAAACCAGAGUCUCCUGGACCCAGCUGUGUGUCCAUGAAGAGUAACUUGUCUAAAGAUUUUGAGGUUACCUUUGAAGGUGGACUUCCUGAUGAUAAUAGGAUGAAGAAGCAGACACCAGAGUCUCCUGGACCCAGCUGUAUGUCCAUGAAGAGUAACUUGUCUAAAGAUUUCGAGGUUACCUUUGAAGGUGGACAUCCUGCUGAUAAAAGAGUUCAGCAGAGCUCAGACGAUCUCAGUGACCAGUCAGACCAGCAGCAUGAAACAGACCUGGACUCUGCAUUUAUGCUGCUGGGGGAGGACAUUUUCACCUUUGUGAAGAAAGAGCUGAAGAGAGUCAAGAGGGUUCUGAGAUCAGAUUACCCCGCAUGUUUUGAGAAUCAGAGUGAGGAUGAGGAGGUUUUAGAUGGUGAGCAUGAAGACCUAUGGAGUAGCAGAGAUGCAUUUCUGAAGAUCGCUCUGCGUUUCCUGAGAAGAAGGAAGCAGGAGGAGCUGGUUGACUGUCUACAGAGCAGAACUUAUGAUGCAGGGUGCCGACAUAAACUCAAGUCUAACCUGAAGAAGAAGUUUGUGUGUGUGUUUGAGGGGAUUGCUGAAGCAGGACACCCAGCCCCCCUUAAUCAGAUCUACACUGAGCUCUACAUCACAGAGGGAGGGACUGGAGAGGUCAAUGAUGAACAUGAGGUCAGACAGAUUGAAAAAGCAUCCAGGAAACCACACAGACCAGAAACAACCAUCAGACGAGAAGACAUCUUUAAAGGCUCACCUGGAAGAGAUAAACCAAUCAGAGCAGUGCUGACAAAGGGAGUGGCUGGCAUCGGGAAAACCGUCUUAACACAGAAGUUCACUCUGGACUGGGCUGAAGACAAAACCAACCAGGGCAUCCAGUUCACAUUUCCCUUCACUUUCAGAGAGCUGAAUGUGCUGAGAGAGAGAAAGUUCAGCUUGGUGGAACUUGUUCAUCACUUCUUUACUGAAACCAGAGAAGCAGGACUCUCCAGGUUUGAAGAGUUCCAGGUUUUGUUCAUCUUUGACGGUCUGGAUGAGUGUCGACUUCCUCUGGACUUCAAUAGAAGUGAGAUCCUGACUGAUGUCACAAAGUCAGCUUCAGUGGAUGUGCUGCUGACAAACCUCAUCAGGGGGAAACUGCUCCCCUCUGCUCGACUCUGGAUAACCACAAGACCUGGAGCAGCCAAUCAGAUCCCUCCAUGGUGUGUUGACAUGGUGACAGAGGUCAGAGGGUUCAGAGACCCACAGAAGGAGGAGUAUUUCAGGAAGAGAUUCAGAAACCAGGAGCAGGCCAGCAGAAUUAUCUCCCACAUCAAGACAUCCCGAAGCCUCCACAUCAUGUGCCACAUCCCAGUCUUCUGCUGGAUCACUGCUACAGUUCUGGAGGAUGAGUUAAAGACCAGUAAGAAGAGAGAGAUGCCUAAGACCCUGACUGAGAUGUACAUCCACUUCCUGGUGGUUCAGUCCAAGCGCAAAAGCAUCAAGUACGAUGGAGGAGCUGAGACUGAUCUUUGGAAUCCAGCGAGCAGGGAGAUGAUCGAGUCUCUGGGAAAACUGGCUUUUGAGCAGCUGCAGAAAGGAAACCUGAUCUUCUAUGAGUCCGACCUGACAGAGUGUGGCAUCGAGAUCAGAGCAGCCUCAGUGUACUCAGGAGUGUUCACACAGAUCUUCAGAGAGGAGAGAGGACUGUACCAGGACAAGGUGUUCUGCUUCAUCCAUCUGAGCGUUCAGGAGUUUCUGGCUGCUCUUCAUGUCCAUCUGACCUUCACCAACUCUGGACUCAACCUGAUGGAAGAAGAAAAGGAAACAACCUCCAUGAUGUCUGGAACAAGAGAAAACAAAGCUGCAGAGAGACGUCUCUAUCAGAGUGCUGUGGACCAGGCCUUACAGAGUCCAAAUGGACACCUGGACUUGUUCCUCCGCUUCCUCCUCGGCCUUUCACUAGAGACCAAUCAGAAUCACAUACAAGGUCUGCUGACACAGACAGGAAGUAGCUCACAGACUAAAACAGAAACAGUCAAGUACAUCAAGAAGAAGAUCAGUGAGAAUCUGUCUGCAGAGAAAUGCAUCAACCUGUUCCACUGUCUGAAUGAACUGAAUGAUCGCUCUCUAGUGGAGGAGAUCCAACAGUACAUGAGAUCAGGACAUCUCUCCACAGAUCAACUGUCUCCUGCUCAGUGGUCAGCUCUGGUCUUCAUCUUACUGUCAUCAGAGAAAGAUCUGGACGUGUUUGACCUGAAGAAAUACUCUGCUUCAGAAAAGGCUCUUCUGAGGCUGCUGCCAGUGAUCAAAGCCUCAAACAAAGCUCUGCUGAGCUGCUGUAACCUCUCUGACAGAAGCUGUGAAGCUUUGUCCUCAGUCCUCAGCUCCCAGUCCUCCACACUGAGAGAGCUGGACCUGAGCAACAACGACCUGCAGGAUUCAGGAGUGAAACUGCUGUGUGCAGGACUAAAUACUCUGCACCAAGGACUGGACGCUCUCAGUCUGUCAGGCUGUCAGAUCACAGAAGAAGGCUGUGCUUCUCUGGCCUCAGCUCUCAGCUCCUCCUGUCUGAGAGAGCUGGACCUGAGCUACAAUCAUCCAGGAGAACCAGGAGAGGCACUGCUGACUGCUCGUCUGGAGGAUCCACACUGCACACUGCAGACACUGAGGUUGGACAACCAUGGACCGCACAGACUGAAAUUUGGUCUAAAGAAAUACGCCUGUGAGCUGGAACUGGACACAAACGCAGUUCACAGAAACCUCAAACUGUCUGACAGCAACAUGAUAAUGACAUGGGUGGAGGAGCCUCAGUCAUAUCCUGAUCAUCCAGACAGAUUUGAUGGCUGUGUUCAGGUGCUGUGUAGGACUGGUCUGACUGGUCGCUGUUACUGGGAGGUUGAGUGCAGUGGAGAGGUUACUGUGUCAGUGACUUACAGAGGAAUCAGACGGAAAGGAAACAACACUGACAGUGUCUUUGGAGAAAAUGAUCACUCCUGGAAACUGUUCUCCUCUGAUAGUGAGGGCUACUCUGUCUAUCACAACAACAAGAAAACAAACAUCUCCUCUUCCUCUGUCUCUCACAGAGUAGCAGUGUAUGUGGACCAUCCUGCUGGCACUCUGUCCUUCUACAGAGUCUCCUCUGACACACUGAUCCACCUACACACCUUCAACACCACAUUCACUGAACCUCUGUAUCCUGGGUUUGGGUUCAGGCCAAACUCAUGGUUGUCUCUGUGUUCUCUGUAGGUCAGAGAAACACUGCUGACUGAAGAUGAGCUGACUGUGUUCACUCUGUGAAGCAGAUCAGUCUCAAACUAUUGAAUCGGUCUCAUUUCAUCUAUUUGACUCUAAACUGAGAAUGCUCAGUGAUUUGUAACUAUUUGUUCAUUUGUGUUUCAUUUAUAUUUAUGAAAUAAUAUCACAUAAUUGUAUUAAAAUCUCAACUCUAUGUCGAGGGGAAAUAUUUUUAUUACUUAUGUCUUCAGUUGAUUUUUAACACCUUCAUUAGAUUCAGGUGUUCAACAGCUGGUCUAUCUAGGGCUUCACACCUGUCCACCACCUUUCAACCGGGGCCAGUUGGUCUUCAUCACACCACUGUCUUACUGUACAGACUGUAUCUGUUUCUUCUUUAUAUCACUCUAAACUUUGCUCAUUACUCAGCAGCUUAGAGCUUGAUUGUAGCUCUGGUUAGAUGAUAAACUGUGUUUUAUUAUUCAGUGCAAGAACUUGUAUAAUGUCAAACUUGUAUCAUAAUCUAAUCAUAUUUUUUU
Messenger RNA from Notolabrus celidotus (New Zealand spotty), 3848 nucleotides. RefSeq names its product NLR family CARD domain-containing protein 3-like. Gene Ontology annotation, molecular function: protein binding. Lineage: Eukaryota; Metazoa; Chordata; Actinopteri; Labriformes; Labridae. The record is from RefSeq and is a predicted model, not a curated record. The coding region runs from base 1 to 3324 and encodes 1107 amino acids. The transcript has 10 exons.